UUGUGUACAUCUAGUUUUCUUCAGCAAGAGCCAACACUUUCACUUCCACUCCUUUCUCGUCCUCAUAAAAAAGCAGCAAUUUUGAUUAGUUUUCAAAGUACAGAAGUAAUUCAGGAUCAUGGGCUGCACUCUCUUUUCUUCUCCACGAUUUCUCUCUUUCCCAAUUAAAGAAGUGGAUGGUUCUCUGAGGAAUUUGAGAAGCUCAUUUUUUGGUGCCCAUAUAAUGUAUAAUAAAAGUCUUCUAAGAAGAAACAUGAAAUGUUGCAGUGGAAGCUUCUCUUUGGUGGCCUCAUUGUUUGGAAAGAGAGUCAAGGGCCGAGAGACCGUAAUACCUGAUCCAGAUUACAGAAUUCCGAUAGUCUUACUUGGUGCUGCUGGCGGGUUAGCUUAUACUGAUAAUUUGCUAGCAGCUGUACCUAUUGGUCUUCUUGGGCUCCUGCUCCUGGUCCAGGCUACUCGAGUGAGAUUUGUCUUUAACAAUGAAGCAUUGGAGGUAAAAAUAGGAGACGAGCUUGUGGACUCUGGUGAAAAUGCUUUUGUGGGUGGAAAGAAUCGUUGGAAAUAUUCAACUUUUGUGAACUGGGAGUUAUGGUGGCCAAGUUUUCCCAUUCUAGUGUACUUCAAAGAAACUCAAACAAAGCCAGAAGGCCAAGUGCACUUCUUCCCAGUAAUAUUUAAUGGAAAGCAACUGUACGAUGUCAUGGUGGAAAGAGCUGGCCCUUCCAAAACGAGUGGACCAAAAGAAUCCUAAAGAACUUACGUUUUUUCAACAAACUUGAUCAGGAAAUCUAUGGGCGUGGUCAUGAUAAGUUGAAUUUUACAUCAAGAUUCUUCUCCAUAUACAGAAUUAAUAGACCAGAUUUUGGGGCCGAUUUAGUAGCAGCCAAACAUUAGAGUGCCACCAUAUAAGAAAAUUGAUAUUACGCGUAUGCAGUAAGAGAUACAUUCAUACUGUGAGAAUUGAAUCUCUUUAUAUGUAAUUACACCAGAUCAAAUGCUAGGCUUAAAUCGUUUUGUAUUCUCAUAACUACAACGGGAGCAUGUAGGGGAAAGGCAAAAACUAAAUCAACAAUCUUGAUUUAUUUAGUUUGGAGCGAUGAUUGAAAUA
Molecule: messenger RNA, 1108 nt
Organism: Cucumis melo (muskmelon)
Lineage: Eukaryota; Viridiplantae; Streptophyta; Magnoliopsida; Cucurbitales; Cucurbitaceae
Exons: 9
Coding region: 119-751 (210 amino acids)
Source: RefSeq, a predicted model, not a curated record